CAACUAGCUAUACAAUACAAUAAUUAAACUAGUCUCAUAAUAUAAUAAAUAAAAUAAAUAAAAUGUUAUCACCCCCAUAUCAAAUCCCCCAUUGUUGUUUCAAGUUACACACUACUCCUUUCAAGAUUCAAACUUUAUCACAUCAUCAUCAUCAAUCCAACAUAAAAACAAUCCCCAAAUCCCAUUACACAACAGGAAUCUUUUACACCAUAGAUAAACAUCAUUACCCACAUCAUCAUCAUCAAAACCAUCAAAAUAGAAAUAAUGACGAUGAUUACAAUGAAGAUGAUUAUGAUCAAUCCAACUUCCGAAAUCGGUUCUGUGACUAUUCUCCUAUCUAUUUGAACGAUACCCAGAAGGAAAAACCUCAAAUUGUUACAGAUAAAAGUAAAGAAUCUCGUUGGGGCAUUUUAUCAAACAUGUGGUGGGCAGACUUGAAAGCAGCUGUUGGGCAAAGGAUUAAUGUUGAAGGGCUUCUUUUUUCGGUUUCGGUUAUUACUAAGAACAGAAAUUGGGUUAUUCCUCAUGUUUCUGUGCCUGAUAUUCGGUAUAUUGAUUGGGCUGCUUUGAAAAAGAAAGGAUUUGAAGGUGUUGUGUUUGAUAAAGAUAAUACAUUGACUGUUCCUUAUUCGUUGGCAUUGUGGGGCCCGAUUUCGGAGUCUGUGGAGUCUUGUAAGUCGGUUUUCGGGAACAAUAUUGCUGUUUUUAGUAACUCUGCUGGACUUCAGGAGUAUGACCCUGAUGGCAGGAAAGCUAGAGCAGUUGAAUUUGUUAUCGGUAUUCGCGUAAUCAGACAUCAGGUGAAGAAGCCAGCUGGAUCAGCUGAAGAAAUCGAAAGACACUUUGGAUGUGAUUCGUCAAAACUCAUAAUGGUUGGUGAUCGUCCCUUCACAGACAUCGUUUAUGGAAAUAGAAAUGGUUUUCUUACUAUAUUGACUAAGCCUCUGAGUCUUGCAGAGGAGCCUUUCAUUGUUAGGCAGGUUAGGAGAAUUGAGCUGGCUCUUGUGAACCGGUGGUUGAGGAAGGGGUUAAAACCUGCCAAUCAGAGGCUUUCUUCAGAUCCUUCGGAUUGUGUGAAAGAGCUACCACCCUUGUAAGGAAUGUAGUAGUAAACGAGGAACUCAAUGAUCUUAUGUAGUUAUGUGGCACAAGCCUAUGAUUAAUUUUUGUUAUUUUAUAACCGAAACAAAAUGUUGUGUGGGGUGGCUAACUUAAUGCCAUUGUAGGAAGUUCAGCUAAAGAAGUUUGUAUUUGAACUAGAGUAGAGGCAAUAGAGUUAUACUGUUAUAGGAUGGGCGGGUGGAGUGCUGGAAAACUGAGCUGACCCAGAACAUACAACGUCAGCCUUGGUCCUCCAUUCUCUGUUUUUACAACUCACGUUUUGGUUUUGUAAUGUAUUCAAUUUCUCAACUGAUUAAAAAGGUUCCCUAAA
Messenger RNA from Erigeron canadensis, 1432 nucleotides. Its product is annotated as phosphatidylglycerophosphate phosphatase 1, chloroplastic/mitochondrial. The transcript is spliced from 5 exons. NCBI's taxonomy places the organism in Eukaryota, Viridiplantae, Streptophyta, Magnoliopsida, Asterales, Asteraceae. The coding region runs from base 63 to 1097 and encodes 344 amino acids. Gene Ontology annotation, molecular function: phosphatidylglycerophosphatase activity. The record is from RefSeq and is a predicted model, not a curated record.